Desarmillaria tabescens is the source of this 1527-nucleotide messenger RNA. RefSeq lists its product as uncharacterized. Lineage: Eukaryota; Fungi; Basidiomycota; Agaricomycetes; Agaricales; Physalacriaceae. The transcript has 7 exons. The record is from RefSeq and is a predicted model, not a curated record. The coding region runs from base 1 to 1527 and encodes 508 amino acids.
AUGUUUCUUCGUUUUUCGCCUUCGCUUUCGCUACCGGCUCUCGCACUUCUCUUUCUGUUGGGGUUUACAGAUCCGUGUCGCGCCGAGGCGACCUCGGAAAUAUUUCAGUGGGCUUUCGAUAGCAACUCUGUGUCAUCAACGUUGGAAUCAUGCCAUGAAUUCGGUAUCCUCGUCAAGCCUUACGAUCCUAAUAACGAUACCCAUGGUGUACCACCAUUUUAUAUGAGAGCUUAUGAGAAGGGCGGUGGAUUGAUAACUUCGCUAUUGGGACAGAAUGAAAGCAAUCUAACGUGGACGGUCAACAACCCCGUUGGUUCCGAGAUACUGCUUAAUGUCAUCGAUUCUGAAGGAUCUUCUGGAGGAAAUGCGCCCAAAUUAUUCACGGUCGGCACGGGCACAACAACGAACUGCAUUACCGAAACAAAUUCUACUACAUUCACGGUCACUUCUAACGUUACGGCAACCGAAUUGCAGCCUUGCCAGCCAUGGGGGCUGCGAAUAAAAGGCGGCAUUCCUCCCUAUAAUAUUUCUUUAGUACAGACCGAUUCUCCUGUGGUCACGAAUGUGACCACGGGAGGAGAUGAUGAUGCUUACACCUACAUCAAUCGAGCGACGAGCGGUCAAAUCAUGUUAGCUGGUGUUUCUGAUUCCGCCGGUGCUGUAGCUUGGGGGACACCAUCCAUUACGCCAACUGGCAAUACUGACAUUGAUUGCGGUUCGCUUCAGAGCGGGAGCGGGAACGCCACUGCCUUGGACGCCGCCGCUGCAGCAGCGGCAAACGCGGGCAAAAACAAGAACCAUGCGGGACUUAUCGCUGGGGUUGUCGUAGGCGUCUUGGCCUUCCUGCUGUUAGUUACAGCAGGCUGGUUCUUCUGGCGCCGAAGACGACAAGCCCAAAAGACGAACACAGAGAUUGAUCCUGACGUCACUCCGUAUAUGCCAGUGAGCCCUAUGUCCGAUAACAGCAGCCAAGCUAUGACCAUCAACGCCUUUGUUGGACAUACCCCCGUCUUGCCCCACACGCCAAAAUCACCUUCUUACAGUAACGGGUCAACUACCAUGUCCGAUGUGUCCAGGUCUCCGUCCUCCGGUGUCAGUUCCCUGCCUCCCUUUGAUCCUCGUCGUUUGAUGGAAGAUGGAACUGAGGGAACCUAUCAAACCGCGUCCCUGUCGUCAUCUGCCUCAGUUCGACCCGGUUUCACCAACUUCCCCCAAUCGUCCAUCCGCCGACCGAGUAAAACUGCGGAAGGAGGGUUGACUACCGCAGAGCCGGAUUCGUCGGUUUCUGAGUCGAUUGGGUCAGCGGGAGGCGUACAGCGUUCACAGUCGGCUAUGCCUCCUUCGUCGAACGGAGCGUAUGACCCAUGGCCUGCGCGGCCUGCGUCGUACGGUACACGCGAGAAUGUCACUUCGACAGGCGAAGGAGAAUUGAUCAUCCAGCAUCGGGAUGGAGGUACUGUGCGGGAGCUGCCUCCUCCCUAUGCAGAUCGCUUUUCACAGAACCGCGUAGAAGAAACCCCUUCAUGA